GGCUGCCGGGGGAGGCGGCGCUGCGGCGGUCACUUAUUUAUUAUGCAGGCAUGUCUUUUGCUUCACGAAUCUUCAGUUGCCUUGGCACUAGAACAUACCAACUACGAACAGAUUUGCUUUCCAGAUCCAUCAAACUUUCAGCCUCUGCAACAAUGGCCUUCAGGCACAAGAACACAAGACGAAUUGAAGGCCUUGAUAGCAAUGUGUGGAUUGAAUUUACAAAGGUGGCAGCAGACCCUUCAAUUGUUAAUCUUGGUCAAGGCCUUCCUGAUAUAUCCCCUCCCAGCUAUGUUAAAGAAGAACUGGCAAAGGCAGCAGCAGUUGACAGACUGAACCAGUACACUCGAGGCUUUGGACAUCCCUCGCUGGUGAAAGCCUUGUCUCAAGUAUAUGAGAAAGUUUGUGGAAGAAAGAUUGAUCCUCUCACAGAUAUCCUGGUGACCGUGGGAGCUUAUGGAUCUCUCUUUAGUACAAUACAGGCACUAAUUGAAGAGGGAGAUGAAGUAAUAAUAAUAGAGCCAUUUUACGACUGUUAUGAACCAAUGGUAAAGAUGGCGGGUGCAAAGCCUGUUUUUAUCCCACUGAGAUAUCAAAAUCAUGGAAACUCUGCAUCUAGUGCUGAUUGGGUCUUAGAUCCUGCUGAACUUGCAAAUAAAUUUAAUUCCAAAACAAAAGCUAUUAUUCUGAAUACUCCACACAACCCUAUAGGCAAGGUGUUUACCAGAGAAGAGCUCCAAGUAAUAGCUGAUCUUUGUAUUAAACAUGAUACCCUGUGCAUCAGCGAUGAGGUGUAUGAAUGGCUGGUGUAUAAAGGAAAUAAACACAUUAAAAUAGCUACCUUGCCAGGUAUGUGGGAAAGAACAAUAACUAUAGGAAGUGCUGGAAAAACAUAUAGUGUAACUGGCUGGAAGCUUGGUUGGUCUAUUGGCCCCCAGAACCUGAUCAAGCAUUUGCAAGUUGUUCAACAAAAUACACUGUAUACUUGUGCAACUCCAUUACAGGAGGCUUUGGCACAAGCAUUUUGGACAGACUAUAACCGCAUGGAUGACCCAGACUGCUAUUUUUACUCACUGUCUCGAGAGCUGGAAAGGAAGCGUGAUCGGAUGGCUCAGCUACUUCAAGAAGCUGGACUGAAGCCUAUCAUUCCAGAUGGAGGAUACUUUAUGAUUGUUGACAUUUCUACAUUAAAUGUGGAUCUGUCUGAUGUAGAUGGGAAGCAACCUUAUGACUAUAACUUUGUCAGAUGGAUGAUAACAUCAAAGAAGCUGUCAGCAAUUCCUCUUUCAGCAUUUUGUGGUCCUGAGACAAAAAAGCAGUUUGAAAAGUACAUACGUUUUUGCUUCAUUAAGAAAGACAGCACACUAGAUGCAGCUGAAGUGAUCCUGAAGAACUGGAAUAAGCAGACAGUCUGAUUUUUCGUAUUAACUCUUCUGUCUGGUAUGAUUAUCUAUACAGUAGGCUUUUUUACUGCAAAUUAAAGAACAAAUUCCUCAGUUGAGAAUUAGUAUCACAUUGUAAACAACUUUGUGCUGCCACCUGCUGAGGAGUGAAACCAAUGAUUUACUGAAAUACGUGUAAUGCAACUCUGAGGUUAUUUUCAGUCUCUUCAAAAUCAAUUACUUUUCUUAAAAAACAAAAAGAAAUCUGUGGGAUUCACUUGUUUUACUGAAAGACAAACAUUUUUAGAACUUAGAUUUAUGUUGCUCUCUUAAAACCUAGAUGAAAAACGUGGGAGGCAUUUUGGGUAUGAGAUAGUGUAGGAACUAGGGGUGAGACUUAAACAUUGUGGUUUGUGAUACCCUGUAGCCUGCAGUGGAGAAGAAUCAAGAUAUGCCUCAUUAGGUAGCCUCAGUGACUUUCUACAUACAUACCUACCUACCUACCUGUCCAUGCACAAAUUGCAUCAGGUUAAAUAAAGUGUUUGAGUGAAAUCAAUACAGUAUUUAUACUGUAGGCAACAUUGAGAAGUGCUAAGUUGCAUAAUUUUAUUUUCUCCCAGUAGUCAUGUGUGCUGCUCCGAAAGUACUCAGUCCUCUACAAAACUAUAAGAGUGGCAUCUAGAAUAGGAGUUCUGUUUUCUUAUGUCUGUUUCCUUAUUUAUUUAUUUGAUGGAUGAAUCUGCAAAGCAAACUAGAUGACUUCACUUUUGAAGCUCCCUCACAAAAAGAUGCACAGUGACAUAAUUAAUCCUGUCACCCUUUUUCUUGCCGUGCUCACAACACUUUUAACUUCACACCAAACUUAUUUCAACUCUACAGAUACAGGGGGACCAUGGAGAUGGGCCUUAUACUGAGCUGUGGAGCUCGACUAACUUUGUUUCAAGUUCAGUUGAUAAGGGACUGUUUCAAAAGAGAUCAGUAUGGAGAAUUCCUUUCUAGCUGCUUCCUGUUUCAGUUCUCUCUGCGAUCUUUUCAUCUGUGAAUGGGUUUCCUAUUAGCAGAAGCAGUCCAGGCAAGUAACCUUUCAAAGCUGUGUGUUAUGUUCUCCAUAUUGUUUCUCUAUUCUUCCCACAGCUUAUGGAGGAAUGCCUGAGCAAAUUCAGGAACUAGUUUUGCAGAUAUUUUACACAUUCUGUGAUCACACAGCUGGAACCUUAACUGAAUUCCAUCAUGCUGUGUGAUCACAGAAUGUGAUCACAGGCCAGGCCCUAAAAACAAGUAUACAAAUUGGACUGUAAGAACAGCUGCUAGACUUUUUCAUUAGUACUUUUUGGUUUUGAGCAUUUGGGAGUUCAGUAGCUGGGACUUCCAUAGUCUUUGUAGCUGCCUUCCACUGCCAUUCCCUGAAUCUCACCACAAGAUGGUUGGCUGGCAUUUUUAAAGCGGUACGUAGUCUUUGUGUAAAUCAAUUUACUAAUUAAAAUGACUUAACUGAAAUAUCAGCAUGAAUUUCAUGUACAAAUUCCUACAUUAAAUUCCAAGAGGAACUACUUCUACAAGAAACUAAUUUUCUGUGAAAUCUACACUGUAUUUUCCAAGGAGUUUAAGAUCUGUUUAUUUAAGUUGCACUGGAGAGCUGUGCUGAUGCAGGAACCAAGAGGGCAAUGGAACAGUCUUUGAGCUGCACGAUAAUUUGGGAAAGGAAAAUAUUAAAUAGUCUGCUGCUUUAAUUGAACAGUAAUUUUGAUAAAAUUAAGCAAUUUUUUCUAGCAUAAAUACAUGAUAAAAAUGUAGACUUCUAUGAAAUGUUUGUAUGGUUAUGUGAAUCACAAUUUCCUAAUUUGA
Colius striatus (speckled mousebird) is the source of this 3224-nucleotide messenger RNA. RefSeq names its product kynurenine aminotransferase 3 (gene KYAT3). The record is from RefSeq and is a predicted model, not a curated record. The transcript is spliced from 14 exons. Gene Ontology annotation, cellular component: mitochondrion; cytoplasm. The coding region runs from base 51 to 1412 and encodes 453 amino acids. Gene Ontology annotation, molecular function: L-kynurenine:2-oxoglutarate transaminase activity; pyridoxal phosphate binding. Gene Ontology annotation, biological process: biosynthetic process. NCBI's taxonomy places the organism in Eukaryota, Metazoa, Chordata, Aves, Coliiformes, Coliidae.